AGCAAUCUUUGAUUUAUAUAAUAACGUGUAAGUUGUUCAUCGCAAACUAUGUCUUCGUUUGAACAGUUCUUUAAUUAUUCACUGAAGAAGUACAAAUAUCGAGAUGAUACCAAGUCAGAUGUUCUUCUUGCAAUCAACACAUUUCCAGGAUUGAAACCGCAUUAUGAGGACUAUGUGUUCACAGAUGGCAGCAAUAUGAUGCUCCUGCAACUGUAUGGAACGAUCCCUACGAAAUACAACGGUAUCGUGUACAACAUCCCAAUCAAGGUCUGUCUAAUGGACACACACCCCUGCAGUGCCCCAAUUGUGUUUGUAACACCAACCGCCACCAUGCAGAUCAACUCUGGGCGUUACGUUGACCAGAACGGGAAAGUCGACUUGCCAUAUCUUAGGGAAUGGAACUAUCCCAACUCUGAUCUGCUGGGGUUGCUACAGAUCCUAUCGAUCGUUUUCGGGGAGGAGCCUCCUCUCUAUGCCCGCCAGGAAGCGAUCAAUCAGCCACCACCCUCCCGUCUACCCCCGCACACAACCAACCAAUCAGACGCCGCCUCCAGUGCCUGCCCGCUCACAGCCUUCCAAGCUUACGCCCCCUCCAAGAUACCCAACCAAGAGGACACCCAACCCUCAUGCAGGAGGUAA
Messenger RNA from Dreissena polymorpha, 639 nucleotides. RefSeq names its product tumor susceptibility gene 101 protein-like. The coding region runs from base 49 to 639 and encodes 196 amino acids. The record is from RefSeq and is a predicted model, not a curated record. Gene Ontology annotation, molecular function: ubiquitin binding. The transcript has 5 exons. Lineage: Eukaryota; Metazoa; Mollusca; Bivalvia; Myida; Dreissenidae. Gene Ontology annotation, cellular component: ESCRT I complex. Gene Ontology annotation, biological process: protein modification process; endosome to lysosome transport; protein transport.